AGGUCUAUGCUCAAUAGAGGACCCGAGACUUCCUGAUUGGGGUAGGAAGUGGUACUUUGGGGCCCACGAUGGAUUCUGCGACUUGCAUUUAGCGAGAGUGAUUUUCCUUCACUCUGCUCUGGCGUCACCUGUGAGCACCAGUGGAUGACAGAGAACUGGAGUGAAGAUGUCGUUUCUUUGGUCUCUUCAGCACUCGCUGCGCAGCGGAUUUUCAAGGGAUGUGAUCCUGACUUGCUCAAGCGGCUUGCAGCCCAAGCAUUUUCGUGGACACCUGGGAGAGGGCAUGAGAUACCAAUGAAGGAUGAGAUGUCUUUAAUGAUUGUGGUGUCGGGCGCGUUGUACGUGUGCGUGGGCGGCCACGCGGCCUCGCUGGCGUCGGGCGGCUUCGCCCUGGGCUUCGUCGGGAUGCUGCGGCUCCAUGAAGCAGCCCAGGUGCAGUUCAGGACCUACCUGAGAACUUUAAGGAGGAGGUCGAAGAUUGCCGGCAAGCCGAAGCCUUCGAGGCCCAAUAGCGUCAUUGUGGACGUGACACAGAUCUUGCCCAAUGAAGAGGAUCCAAGCCAUUUGCCCAAUCCAGAUGCUUCCGGCGAAGACUUCGGCUUCACGCUGCCAGACUUGAGCGAUGGCACCCAGCAGUUGGUCCGAGACUGCCUGAUGAACCUGUGUCCCCACACCAGCUCCGUGAGCUCGUCCUCGGAGCAGUCGACCGUGCCGCUGCGCAUGGAGGUGGUGGAUGCUCUCACAAACCAGAGGAAUCUCUUGCAGAAGGAGGACACGCAGGCUGGAAAAUGCAAGCUGGCAUGCAUCUCUCUGGAGCGGAUUCACGAUGUCUUUGCGGGGACCCCGUCACUGGAGAUCUUUGACGAGAAUCAACAAGCGGUACGGUAUAGAUUUGAGACCUUGAUCCGGCUUGCAACAUUUCCAAAUCUUCCUCUAGAAGUCAUUUGGAUGCUGGCGUCCGUGAGCGAGCUGCGAAACUAUGCGGCCGGAGAUCCAGUUGUGCAAGAAGGAGACUGUGAUUCUGUUGAGUCUUUGCUGGUGCUCUCAAAGGGCUCUGCAGAUGUAAGCAAGAUCCUCUUCGAUGGCAAGCUCUUGGAAGCCCAGCCUUUCAAGAUAGCGCGCUUGUACCCCGGCGCGAUGAUUGGCGAUGUAUUCUUUAUCGAGUCCUGGAUCUCACGACAAGCCUCAGUGAUUGCACACGAAGACGCGGAAGUCAUCGAGCUACCAUCAAGGAGCCUGCUGGAGGUGAUGGCGUGCUAUCCAGGAUUGGCCUCAAUCUAUGUCUCGCGCUCCAGGGAAGCAUCAGCAAUCUUGCAAAGAAGCCUCACCAGGCCCACCGAUGUGCUCGCAGGCAUGAAACUCUUCUACGGCUUGAACCCGGCUUUUAUUCUCUCCGUGGCCAAUAUCACCGAUCGGAAGAUGAAUUUCUUGGGAGAUGUCUUCAAGGAAGAGGGCAGCACUGAUCGGACUUUGCGAGUGCAAGAGUUUGGCAAGGUUCGAGUUGAGACCAAACGGGAAGGCACCGUGGCCCUGAGUGACGUGGGAACGGUGCUGGGCGAGACGAUGUUCCUGGGGAUGCGCAGCGUGUCGCAGGCCACCUUCCGUGCGGCAACACCUUUGUUGGUCAUGUUGUGGAUACCGCAUCAUUCCUUCGAGAGCAUCAUUGACGAUGGCUAUCCCUCUGAAGGCGCCUACUUCCGCAGCUUGCAGCGGACGGACCAGGGCCGGGAGGACAUGAGCCACUAUGCACAUGAUAUGAAGCUCUUCCGUGGCUGUGGGCAGAGUGUGAUCCAGGACAUUGGCAAGUGCAUCCACCGGCAAGCCUAUAAGCCUGGCCAGACAAUCGUGGUCCAAGCGGCCAUUGAUGAUCGAUCACUGUUUCUGGUUACGACUGGGAAGGCAAAAGUCUUCGUCAAUGGGAAAGUGCAACCUGAAGAGGAGCUGUUACCUGGAGAUGUGUUUGGUCAGCUCGCCCUGCUGGGACUGGUGCUUUUGAGAUCUGCCACUGUGGUGGCGAGCACAUACUGCAGUUGCUUUAAGUUGCCACGGCAAGCCUUCCUGGAUGCCUUGGAGAAGCACCCCGAGGAGACUGAUCUUUUCGAGCAGCUUACGCGUCUACAUGCUGUACAAGUCGCCGCGGAGCAGGGUACAUGGCCCUUCCUGACCCAGGACCCCUCUCGCUUUGUUCAUCCAUCGCAGGAAUCCGAGCGCCUGCUCUAUUAUUGGAAUCUGCAUGCAAAUCGGAGGAGUACUCCGCCCGGUGCAUGGGUCACAAGAGAAGGAGCCCUGCUGCCGACGGACGUGGCAUAUCUCUUGGUUUCAGGCGAAGUCUAUGUGACCGAAGAGAGCGGGCAUCGGAGCCUGAUGACGCCCGGAAGCUGCUUCGGCGAGCAUGUUCUGAUCGGCCUGGCUGCCGGGAUAGCUUCCAUCGAACCAAAGACUGCUUGCGAAGUCCAGCUGAUAGGCCGCGCAGAAUUUGAAAAGGUCAUGUCCGAGUGCCCCGACGAGCGCGCUGAAACGGAGCAGGGCAUCCUGGAAGAAAUGUCUAUCAAGGCACAGCAAGAGCUUGGAGUGGAGCGAGGUUCUCCGGAGAUUCUGAACCGCUGUGCCUUUUUUCGAGCGGCCCAUGAGAAGUUCAUGACGCUCAUGCGUCCUCGGAUGCGCGCGAUGCUCUUCAAGGUUGGCGAGUAUAUUACCCGGGAACGAGACUAUGCAGAUCACAUGUUCAUCGUGUUGAGGGGAAGUGCCGCGGUCAUGGGUGACGACGCGGAGACGCCGGUGCUGCGCUUCGAAGCAGGAGCUGCGAUCUCUGAAGCUUCGCUCCUGGGGACCUGCACCUUCUAUCCCUAUGCCGUGCGAGUUGAGAACUUGUGCUUGGUGCUGUCUUUGCCGCGCAACGACUUCAAUGAGGUUCUUGACCAGUUCCCGGACGAGAGGGAGUUGUUCAAUCGGCUCUUGGCAGAUCAAGAGGAUAUUCUUCGAAGACUUCCAAAAGUUUUGAAGCUUCACCAUCCCUUGUUCUCUUCUUCCAGCAUCGAUUUCUUGAAGGCCGUUUGCGAGUUCGCAGACGAGGUGUACUAUGCGGCCGGUGAAUGCAUCAUCACCUGUGGCGAGAGUUGCAGCGUGGGGGAAACCGUCAUGUACUUGCUGGUGGCCGGCAAUGCCGCAGUCAUCUUGGCUCACGGGGAGGAAGUGGCCCAGAUCAAGUCAGGUUCGCUGGUCGGGGAAGGCGGUGCACUUGGAAUCGCCAAUAAGCGAUCGACACAAGUGAGUGCCUGGAAGGGUGGAAUGGUCAGGCUCAUCCGAUUGCAAGGACAGUCGAUUGGGAAGGCUGUUGAAGAGCACCCCGAGGACUGCCAGGCCUUGGAGAACCAAUUCAUGAUGCGUUCCCAGAAGAACGCAGAAGCAGAGGCGAUCCGAAAAGUAUGGAUUGGAAAAUCUGUCAUACCUUUGCUGAAGAAUUGCCACAUCUUCCAGGGCUUCAGCGACUCGGAGGAGCUCAUUGCGAAGAUCGCGGCUCCGCUGCUGAAGAUGUCGUUUGCCGAAGGAACGGAGCUCUGCGUGGCGGGCGAUGCCGCGGACUCCAUGAUAGUGAUCAUUGAUGGCGAAGUUGAAGCCAAGUGCAAGGAGGGAAAGGUGGUGGCACGGCUGAUGACUAGUGCAGUAACUGGAGAGCUUGCCAUUCUGGGCCUCCUGUCCUUUCGCACUGUGACCUUAACCGCCUGUCGACCAACAGACACGGUCGUGGUGACCUCGGCGGGUCUUCGGCCCAUUCUGAAGUCCUCGGAAGCGGCCAGCCAGCACUUGCAGAAGCUCGCCCAGGAGAAGUUGUCGCAGAUCGACCGAGGCUUUCCAAUUCUUUCGCUGCCUCUUGGAGCAUCAAAUGAUGUGCUGGUCCGUACCCUAGCCCUCCACUCGACUCGCUACAUCCUGGCGCCCGGCGAGACCUGGCGGAUCCCCACGAAUGCGACGGCGAGCGGCCGUCAUCAUUGGAUCUUUGCCCGUGGACGUGCCGGGGUCAUGGUGGGGCCUUCGGAGCAUCCGAUGAACCCCAUCCAGUCGGUGGGCACUGGUGGGAUGGCGAUCCUGCCGGAAUGGCUCUGCAUGCAGUACGAGGCUCGAGCAGUGGCCUUGACUCCGGUGGAAGCUUUUCGGAUCAAUUGCAUGGACAUCCAAGUGGCCACCCUCUCCGUGAGAUCGGCCAUUCCAAUGUGGUAUCAUCGCUUCCGCGGUCUCGAGAGCGAAGCCAUUGAGCACUUCACAGCCAAGCUCUCCCGCGCAAAGGCGGUGGUCGACAUGAACCGACCGAAGGCGCAACUCCUGAAGCCUUUGAAGAAGAUCAGGAGUGCGGGCAAAUUGAAAGCUGCGGGCCCCUACAAAGUGCAGGUGGAGCAGGACGGCCAGACACCCCGGUUUUUUCAGCUUCGCUGCUGGGCGAGUCUGGUGAGGUGGUGAGGCUGUUGCAAUGCCCAAACCCGCUGGGCUCCACUACCAUGAAACUUCACAUCCCGAUUGGCUAAAGCAUGGCUAAAGCAUAGUAAAGCAAGGUUUCUGUGGGUUUCAGAUUUGGGAAUUGGUCUUCUUGGGCGGCCGAAAGAGUGAAAGCUGUGAAACCGCAGAUGUGCGCGGUAUGGGUCGGUUCUCGUCCUCUCAAUGUCCGGUUGUACGGCCAGAGCAACGCCUCGUUUAGCACGCCAAUGAUUUGAUCAAAGCCAUCGGUUUGAGAACACACAUCAGCUUGCUGGGGUUUGCGAAGACACUAAAAACAGUUUGGCAUAUUGGUGGAUCUGGCAGUGGGUCCAAACCUGGAGCUCCGCCUGGUCCGUGGACCGACCAUGGUUGGUCAUCUCUUCAUGUUGGGUGGGAAAAGCAGGAUACCUCGUCUUCACCCCCCCCAGUGUGCGAAGAUGUGGUUCAUCUAGGGCACCAUCACGAAAGCCAAACCUGGGGGUCGAUCGGUGCAAAGGAUCGGUGCAAACGAUGGCUCCGUUCGGAUCGAGUGCGCUGUGUUUCCCGCGGCUGUGAACUCAGGGCCGCAAGGCUUGCCACGUACCCAACUCGUGAUGUGAUGCAUAGCGACAGCCGCGCAGAUGGUGGACUUCGCUUGCCUUCUUUAUCUCCAGAUCGACGAAAGCCCUGAAAGCAAUGCUGAUGCAUCGAAUGCUGGCGGGUUUGGGAUGGAACAAUUUUUUAAUCGUGGCACAGGUCCGAGACAUCCCUUCCAUGCCUGCUUGGAGGCUAGUGAUGGUGGAGACAUGUUGAAAGCAUCUUGAAAGCAU
Durusdinium trenchii is the source of this 5279-nucleotide messenger RNA. The record is from the annotation of a GenBank genome assembly. NCBI's taxonomy places the organism in Eukaryota, Dinophyceae, Suessiales, Symbiodiniaceae.